CCCGAGCAAGCCAUCUUUCAUCUGCUACCUGUUUUCUGCCGGCCAACGUACAGUCUCAGCCCGAUUCUGGCAGUUUCUGCGAACCUAGCUCAAGGGAAACUCCUCCGAUGGAGCCAACAUCGUCCGCCGUCGAUGCUAUCGCCGGCGUUUCUUCCGCGGGAGCUGGUGGACCCGCACCCUUUCUCGUCAAAACAUAUGACAUGGUCGACGAUUCUUCCACGGACGACAUCGUCUCGUGGAGCAACUCCAAGACCAGCUUUGUUGUCUGGAAUCCGCCGGAGUUCUCAUCCCGUCUCCUUCCCACCUACUUCAAGCACAACAACUUCUCCAGCUUUAUCCGACAACUCAACACUUAUGGUUUCCGGAAGAUCGACCCGGAACGUUGGGAGUUUGCGAACGAUGAAUUUGUCAAGGGUCAGAAGAAUAUGCUAAAAAACAUCCACCGCCGGAAGCCGAUUCACAGCCACAGCAACCCACCGCUUGUCGCCGCGGAUGCAGAGCGAGCAGUACUCGAGGAGGAGAUUGAGCGGCUUCAGCAAGAGAAGGUGGUGCUCCAGGCCGAUCUAAGGCGCUUCAAGCAGCAGCAGUCCGGGACCAAAAUCCAGCUCGAAGAUAUCGAGCGUAGGCUGCUGAAUAUGGAGCAAAGGCAGGCUAAAAUGGUCGCUUUUCUUCAGAGAGCCGUCCAAAACCCUAAGUUUCUUGAUAAUCUUGUUAUCAUGGCUGGCUCUUCGGCCUCUGCUCUCCAUAAGAAGAGAAGGCAUCCGGGAGUGGAGUAUUGUCCCGAGGUCGCGGAUAACAGCGUCUGUGAGAAUUCUUGUAGCAAUUCAAAGCCUACAACAGAAGUCGGCCAAGUCUUCAGCCAAGACUUUUGUGAUAAAUUGAGGCUGGAGCUGAGCCCAGCCUUUUCUGAAAGCAAUUUGGUGUCUCCCAGUAACCAGGGCUUCAAUGAAGGUAUUAGAAGUCCACAAGUGAGGCCGGGGGAUGAUGAUUGCCCUCUCAGGAUCGAAUGCCUACAUUUAGUACCUGAGACUCUUGAGCUUUCGGAUACCGGAGCUUCUAUCUGCCCUAGGAAGAAUUCAUUGUUAGCAGAUGAUGGGGAUGGGCUUAUUUCAUGCCACUUGAAACUUAGCCUUGCCUCUUCUUCAAUGCAUAUAGAUAGCUGCAAUAAUUUGAGCAGAAUUCCAAGCUCUGUUGAUCUUGGAGCAACAAUUGACAAUACGGGGGAUGAUAGUACUUACAUUUCUGGGCAAAAUAAGAAUGCUAAUCAGGUGUUGACUGAUGCUGAAGCUCCACCAUUUAGAGGGGUUUCUCAAGCAGGCAAACAAGCACCUUUACCUGCUAAUGGAGGAGUAAAUGAUAAAUUCUGGGAGCAUUUCCUGACAGAAAGGCCUGGGUCUUCGGAUACUGAAGAAGCAAGCUCUAGCCUGAGGGAGGAUCCUUGUGAAGUUCCACAAGAAGUGAGAAUGCCUGGGGAAGAAAAUAACCGGAUAAACAGAAAAGAUAUGGAGCAGCUGACACUUUAAAUGGCUUGGUUUGAGUGCGUUUGACAGAUCUAUGCUUCAAUCUGCUUGUUGGAUGGACAGUUUUGUAUGUGGUGUCACUGUCAUCUUCUUCUGCUUUCGGUUGGCUUUGUGUGCAGGCUCUGCUGGAUUUCUAUCCAUGUGGGACAAUGAUAAGUGGGUUCGGCAGGGUUGCUUUUUGAAAACCUGGAUGUGCUCUUUUUA
Dendrobium catenatum is the source of this 1724-nucleotide messenger RNA. RefSeq names its product heat stress transcription factor A-5. Gene Ontology annotation, molecular function: RNA polymerase II cis-regulatory region sequence-specific DNA binding; DNA-binding transcription factor activity. Lineage: Eukaryota; Viridiplantae; Streptophyta; Magnoliopsida; Asparagales; Orchidaceae. The transcript has 3 exons. The record is from RefSeq and is a predicted model, not a curated record. Gene Ontology annotation, cellular component: nucleus. The coding region runs from base 108 to 1523 and encodes 471 amino acids. Gene Ontology annotation, biological process: regulation of transcription by RNA polymerase II.